AUGCUUCCACCCAUCCCCAGACCAGAAGACUAUGGAGUUUCAUCAGAGAGGGGGUUUCUCCCCUCUGAACUUCCACUGCAAUGCCUUCCUCAUCAACUGUAUGACCGCUGGGAGCGGAUCAUGAACAAUUUUCAGUCAUUACUUCUUUCCAAGCGACUACGAACAGUGAUUGAUAAAUUGCCAAUUAUACCAGCAGUCCAUCUGGAGACUGAAGCAGAGUGGCGACGCGCAUACUGCAUUCUCACCUUCUUCACCAAUGGCUAUAUAUGGGGUGGAGACAAGCCGGCCGAGAGGUUGCCACCGUCAGUCACAUACCCUUUGUUACAGAUAUGUGAACAUCUCGAAAUACCUCCGGUCCCUACGUACGCAGGCUUGUGUCUAUGGAACUUCAAACCCAUCUUCCUUUCCGACUCCCUCGUCCUUGACAAUCUCUCCGCCCUACAUACUUUCACUGGUUCGCUUGACGAGCAAUGGUUCUAUCUUGUCAGCGUGGCCAUGGAGGCAAAAGGAGGACCUUCUAUAUCAUUGAUGCUUGACGCCAUGCGGGCUGCACGCAUGGAUGACGUCGAAACCGUCACCAAGUCGCUACAGUCAUUUGCUCAGACCUUGGAUGAGCUGGGCACCAUGCUGUUGAGGAUGUAUGAGAGUUGCGACCCACAUGUUUUCUAUCACCGCAUACGACCAUUCUUGGCAGGAAGCAAGAACAUGAAAGAUGCCGGGCUUCCCAAGGGCGUCUUCUAUGACGACGGGAGUAGGAAUGCCAGUUGGAGACAAUAUGGAGGAGGAUCAAAUGCUCAAAGCAGCAUGAUUCAGUUUUUUGACAUUGUCCUAGGUGUUGAGCAUCGCCCGACAGGCUCUAAGAAAGAUGACACCACCUCCGAGUCCGAGAUGGAAGUUGGUGGUGCACCCAAACCAAGACACAGUUUCAUACACGACAUGCGACAGUAUAUGCCUGGUCCCCAUCGGAGAUUUCUCCAGGCCGUGGAGGGCGUCUCGAACAUUCGAGAGUUUGUUGAGUACAACAAAUCUAACCGGUCUCUGACUGUGGCAUACGACGCAUGUUUGGCGAUGCUACGGUCACUCCGGGAUAAACAUAUCCAGAUGGUGUCUCGAUAUAUCAUUGUCAAAAGCAGGGAAUCCCGCAGUAUGAGCAGGAAUCGGCAUGAGAGCAGUCCCGAUGCGGCUCCUCGUCGGGGACAAGGCAUUGCUUCGAUUUCUUAUGAUAGACCGCAGGAAGGGUCGCAGAGAAAGAAGAAGAUGCGAGGUACAGGAGGUACAGCACUUAUCCCAUUCUUGAAACAAGCUAGGGAUGAGACUGGUGAGCCUGCCAUUGAUGAGUGGGCGAGAAAGCUACUUAUGGGAGGGCGUCGCACUGAGGCCGACCACGAGAUUGCCGUGGAAAGCAGGAUCACAGCUGCAGAGCUGGAUGCAGAGGAACCUCAGGUUGUUGGUCUAGCUGGCUCGUGGAAUAUGGAAGACAACGGUGGGGGGCUCUGUUCAUACUGA
Exophiala bonariae is the source of this 1506-nucleotide messenger RNA. RefSeq lists its product as uncharacterized. Gene Ontology annotation, biological process: 'de novo' NAD+ biosynthetic process from L-tryptophan. Gene Ontology annotation, cellular component: cytoplasm. Lineage: Eukaryota; Fungi; Ascomycota; Eurotiomycetes; Chaetothyriales; Herpotrichiellaceae. Gene Ontology annotation, molecular function: metal ion binding; heme binding; indoleamine 2,3-dioxygenase activity. The record is from RefSeq and is a predicted model, not a curated record. The transcript is spliced from 2 exons. Bases 1 to 1506 code for a protein of 501 amino acids.